UUUACCCAAAACUGGCAAAUUUUAUCAUCAUUGUCUCUAGUAUCUCCUAGCAAAAUGAAGUUCCUAACUGUCCUCGUGUGUUUUACUUUCUGCUUCUUCAAUGUUAAAUCCGAAGAAGUGAAUUCAAAAAAACUUGAUCAAAUUAAAGAAAUCGCCGCCAAAAUCGCCCCCCAUGACACCCUCGCCAAAUCCCAAAACCUUGACGAUUUAGAAAAAAUCAAAAUUAUUCAAAAUUUAUUAAAUGCAGUGCGAAAUCAACCCGGUUCUUCGGUAGUAAAAAGCCAAAAAUCCGUUGAAGAAACCGUCGAUGUAGCCCCACUUAUGAAGAUGUUGAGCGCCAAAAUCGCGACUUCCGGAGAAGUUGCGGAAACGCCUGUCAAAAAACAAGAUUUUGAAGAUUUGGCGGCGAAAAUGUCACCUCAAACUGUGGUUCGAACUCGAAGGGCGAGUGAAGUUAGCGAUUUGGAGAAGACUUCUCUCAUGAAUAAAAUCGCAUUAAAAGUGGAUUCUGUUGGUCAAGUCUCAAGUGUUCGCGAGAACCAGCAGAAGACGUCUCAACUUCUUCACAGUUUGGGAGAAAAAGUCGCAGCUUCGAAAAAUUAGAACUUUGUAAUUAAUUAACUUAUUUUAAUAAAGUGAGUGAAAUCUA
Tribolium madens (black flour beetle) is the source of this 649-nucleotide messenger RNA. RefSeq lists its product as uncharacterized. Bases 55 to 603 code for a protein of 182 amino acids. NCBI's taxonomy places the organism in Eukaryota, Metazoa, Arthropoda, Insecta, Coleoptera, Tenebrionidae. The record is from RefSeq and is a predicted model, not a curated record. The transcript has 2 exons.